Molecule: messenger RNA, 2166 nt
Organism: Closterium sp. Naga37s-1
Lineage: Eukaryota; Viridiplantae; Streptophyta; Zygnematophyceae; Desmidiales; Closteriaceae
Source: the annotation of a GenBank genome assembly
AUGUUUGCCUGCCCUUGUCCAUCCAUCCGCUUGUGCUCUCACAUCUGGACACCCACUCCCAUCACACAGUCGCACCCUGCACCCCCACAUCCAAAUCCGGUUGCGCUAAGGUGCUCCUUCUCUGUUCUUGCCACAAAACAUGCCUCCCCACCCCUCUGCAGCGACCUCUCUCACAACUACCUCACAGGGCCCGCACUGGAGCCUCUUGCUGAGGGCACCUUGGAUCUCUCCACCAACUUCCUCUCGGGCCCUCUUCCUGAAGGGGCAUGCCAGCCUUUCUCUUUCGAUGCCAACUGCUUCAAGCUGCCUCCUGGCUGUGACUUGGUGCUGCAGCGGCAGGAGGCAGCAUGCAAUGCCUUCUGUGGCGUCUCCUCUGCAGCUGCGUGUGGAGGGCAUGGGGUGUGCUAUCCAGAGGGGCUUAUCUUGGCACCCACAUGUCUAUGUGUUGCGGGAUAUGCGCGGUUUGGAGAGAUCAGCUGUGUUGCUCAAGACCGGAACAUGAAUUAUUCACGCAGCCAAUCGAUUCUCCCGCCAGAAACUGUGCUCACCAAGGGGACGCAGCGAGAGACUCGGGGGAGCUUUACGGCAGCGCCAGUGAUUCUGUUCGCAUACGAAGCAGGGAAGGCGCGGCUGGGAUGUGGGCUGGAGCUCGCCUUCCACGCCAACUUCACCUUCUCCCUCUCACCUCAAUCUGGCCGCGUUGGCUUCAACGGCUUUGCCUUUGUCGUCUCGGCGACGAACCGGGUGGGGAGCGGCGCCGGUGUGGGGUAUGGUGGAAUGGACAAGCAAAGUGUGGCGGUGGAGUUUGACACUCGGCAAGACAAGCAGCACGGGGACAUGAGCAGCCAGCAUGUGGGGCUGAACAUUCAAGGGAAGGACAGGUCAAUCGCCGCUGUGAGGUCGCCCUUCCCUCUGAGCAACAGGAAGGCGUACACGGCGUGGGUGGACUAUGAGCCAAGGGACCCCGGCACCAUCCAGGGUGCAGCCGAGCAGCCCGCCUUCUUCUUUGGCUUCGUGGCGUCCACCACUGUGAAGCCGUUUCAGCGGCACGUCAUUCUUGAAUCUGCAGUGGAUACAGGUCUUCCUGCUUCUCCUCGACGAGUCACACGUAUUCCAGCGUACGGCCUACGACUAUCAACGGACACGUACCUGCCAGAGUGGGCCAGCCCCUUCCCACACUACGUGAGUGCGGACUACCGAGUGGCGCCCGACAAGCAAGACUCGUGGGUUGUCAGCGACUUCCACUCCUGGGACUCCGUGCCCUUCCUCGGCUGGCCUGUCAAGGACCAGAGUGACUGCAAGCUCUUCUCAUCAUACCCAGGUGCUUGUUGGGCGUUUGCGGUGGUGGCAAGCGUGGAAGCGGCAUACGGCAUUGCAAUGAAUGGAGAGGCGCCACAGCUGUCAGUGGAGUCACUCUUUGCAGCCAUGGGGCUCACCUCCGAAGCUGACAAGUGCAGCACGGGGGGCUCUCCCACCGAGGCGUUGGAAAGGCUUGUCGCGCUGCCUCGUGGUGGAGUCACAGAGGCUGGUGCUCCUACCUUCAAGUACCAGGACCCCGAAUGCUACACCGGCAGACUGAACCACGUUGUACUCGUUAUUGGCUACUUCGUCUUGAGAAACGACGGCAGCCAAAACCGCAUUGCACCUCCAUUUUGGAUCAUCCGCAACUCAUGGGGAGUGGAGUGGGGCGACAGGGGCCAUAUGCGUAUGGACAUCCAGGGAGGGGAUGGCGUGUGCGGUAUCAACGUGCUGCCCGGCAUCUACCCUAUUGUGAAGAGGCGACACAUGCUGGUCAGCACCCAGCUGGGCAUCACCAGCAGCAACCUCACAGCUCUAAAUCCCGCCCUUAACUGCUCUGAGCCCAUCAAGGCGGGCCGCUCUCUGUGCAUUGAGCGCAACAACACCUUUGCCUUCACCGUACCGCGGUGCUUGCAAUACGGCAUGCUCACAGUGCAGAACACCUGUGAGCGCCUGCUGCUGCAGGUGUCGGGGAGUGGGGACGAUCCAGCAAGGUCUGGUAAGAUGAAUGCCAUGCGCUGGGCUGAGCUGUACCGCAACAAUCCCGGCCUCAUCUGCUCCAACGUCAUCCCAGCCUCCGCCUCUGCUGUUGGCAGCAACACUGGCGUGCAGGUAAGAGGUGGAGGGGAACCGGGAUGGGAAGGAUAG